UUGGGUAGUAUCCAUAAUUGUGUUUUAGUCUAAUAAUAUCGUAAAUCCAUAUGUGUAUUGUAAUAAGCUACGAGAUUCUUGAGAAAUCUAGUUUUUUAGCACAAUGAUAUGGGUGACGAUUCUGUGAAUAAAAUGAUGUGAUUACUAAAAUUAUAAUUACAAAUUAUUUUGUAAAUAAAACGUUCAUUCACAAUACCAUAGAAUGACAGAUAAUUCGCGUAAUUCGAGAAAAGCUAAGAAACAAUCAUUACUACCUGGUUGGAUCGAGCGCUCUUCGAAAAAGUAUCCCGAUAAAUGUUUUUAUUUUAAUGAAAAAACAGGUGAAUCUAGAUGGUCACCACCACCUUCGGAUUCACAAUCAGAGGUUAUGAACUUAGAAGGAAAAGGUAAAAAACGGAAAGUAUUGGAUAAAGAAACUGAAGAAUCUUUAUGUACAAGUACUACCAUUGACGAUGACGUAAAUUCUACGAUAUCUGAUCGGCCUAAAUUAAAGAUUAGAAAGUUAAAAGUUCAUAACAAUGAACAAUAUGAAGCCAAUAACGAUACGCCUGCAAUGCGCCUGUAUAGAGAAAAAUUGGCUCAAAGAAAAAUUGCUCUCGAGGCUAAAAAGAAUACUCCUAAAGCAUCUAUACAGAAACAGAAUAAAAUGUUAUCGCCACCUAACGUAACUUCUCAAGUUACUUCUUCGUCAUCAAGUUCACAAAGUCAAAGAAGGACCCGCCGAACAUGUUCCAGUCUGUCCAAUGAAACAGCUUCCACUUCUUCCAAUAAUUUUCCUAAUAUAUCUAUUGUGGAUACAAAAACAGAAAAAACAUUACCUAUUGUUGAAACAUGUAAAAGAGCUACUAGAAGUUUGGUACAUGAGUCUGUGAAUAAGACAGGUAAUAUUUCUAAACUUCAGAUUCAAAAAGCAAGUUUAAUAUCUUCUAAAUCAAAUGCAUCGUUGCGUGACAGAUCAGUAGAUACAGGUGUAAUUAAAAAAAAUUUAGUAGAUACUAACAACAAAAGAGGUUCUCUUAGGAGAUCCGUAACAAGAAAUUUAUCAAAUGAUCAAACUAAAAGUUUUAGAAGAAGUUUUAAUAAUAAAAGCAUAAUAGAUGAUAUUAAUAUAGCAAACACUUCUAUGAAAUCUGUAGAAACAAAUUCAUCCAACAAACAAUUUAAAAGCAUUUCGAGCAAUAAAAGGUUAUUAGAUGACAAUACAUUAAGUACUCCUAGAAAAUCUAUGCAAAAAAAUUUAUUAAAUGAGUGCCAGGAGAGUUUGAUAAAAAGUUCAACAGAUGAAAGAUUUGUAAAUAAACAUUCUCCUAUAUGUACUCCUAGAAAAUCGCCAAACAAUACAUAUACUCCUAGUAAAUCUGCAAAAGAAAAUAUAAAAAACAGUAGGAGCUUGGAUGAAAUCGAGGUGGCCAAUGUGCAUUGUGAACAAAUGGAAUGGGAACCAAUUGAAGAUGAAAAAAUAAUGUCAGAAGUUCAUUCUGUUAGAUACCACCUAUGUGAAAAGUCUGCAGGAGUAUUAAAUAAAUUUUCGUGCAGCGCUUUGCAAUCAUUGGAUACCUCGGGAGAGAAGCAUGCAUUAUACAUAAUUAUUGACACAAAUGUUUUUCUUUCAAAUUUACCAUUUAUUGAAGAAAUUCGAGAUUCUCACUCCGACAUUUUUGGUAGACCGUUUAUUGUUAUUCCUUGGACUGUUUUACAGGAACUUGAUUUUAUAAAAGAUAGCAACAAUCCUACAAGAUCGCAAGUCCUCAAACCCAAAGCGAGGAAAGCCGUAGAGUUUUUAAACCAUCAUUUCACCAUUAAGCAUCCUCGUUUCCUAGGUCAAACGCCAAUGGAUGUAGAAAAAAAUAAGAAAAAAUUUGUAAUUGAGUGUCCUGACGAUGAAAUAUUACAAACCUGUUUGCAAUUAAAGGAAGCGUUUAAAUCACCAGUUCUUUUAUCUUAUGACAAAAAUCUUUGCAACAAAGCCAUGAUACAUGAUAUUCCGAUAUUAGGUCGAAAUGAUCCUUUGGAGAAAAUAUAUUAUUUAAAGGCAGCAGAAACUACAGAAUUUCUGUCAAACAGCCUUCAUACGCAUAUCGAUAAAAGCGAGGACGACAAUGGUUUUGUACAAAAGGAAUUGCUUGCAGCUGAGGAUAUUAUGGAAAAUGGGAAAGCUGUUCUCAAGGCUGUUUUUUCAGCGGUAAAUAAUGUAGUAACUAAUGAAAUGAAACACUUAUUUGGAAAAAGAUGGGAAAAUCAUGUAAUUAUUAAACCACCUUGGACAAUAGUUGAUGUUUUAAAGUGCACAUUGAAACAUUGGAUAGCUGCUGUAUCCGAAUCCUUUGAAAGAAGAACUGAAUCAAUGAUACGUAACAUUUAUGUGUGCAUUAACGAAGUGCCAGAAGGUGGCAGAAAAUUGCAAGAUGUUAAUAUUUUCUUAGAUCAAUGUAAAAACGUAAUACAAACUUUAAAUAAUGCUAAAUAUCCCUCUUUGAAGCAACAAAUGUUAACUCAAAUUGACGUAAGCAAAUUUAUUUUGCAAUUUCACAUAUAUUUCGUUGAGAAUAAAAUUAUUAAUAAGGACAUUGAUUAGGAUUUAAAACAAACAUGUAUGAAUAAUAUAAAGGAAUUUAAUAAUGUAAGACUUAAAGAAUCUGUAGGAUCUGAAGACGAUGCAGGCGAAGAGGAAAGAAGGGCAUCGCUUGCUUUUAAGGUGUUUGAAGAAAUUUAUGCUUUUGCGAGAGAUACAUGUGGUUUAUCUGCUGAUGCUAUGGGAUUACAAUGUUCUUUCUCAUAUAAUAAAUUGCAUCCUUUUCUUACGACAAAGAUCGCGCUUGAGCACCAAAAUGAUGUGGGUACUAAUGUAAAUAGAUUAUUACAAGCGCUAAGGGUGUAAGUAUUUUACCUAAUAAUUAUAUUAAAAAAUUUUGUAAUAAGUAUUGUUAAGCUACUUGUUUAUGUACGCUUUUUGAUAUUUAGAACUCUGUCCAAAUUGAACGAAGGAACAGGCCUUGAUAAUACCAUUAUUCUUUCUCUAUACGAAGAACUUGUUAAUUUUUCACCAGAUUUGAAUUUUAAGGAGCUCAAGCAAGUGACACCGCUUGAUAUUUAUUGUUGUGUAAAAUUGAAAAAAGCGACAAUUGAAAAUGGAUACGAGCAGUUACAAGAGUUAGCCAUACACUUUUGUCGAAUGGCAAAUCAUAAGUAUUCGUGAAAAAAAUUUGCACACGAACAUAAGAAAUCGUUGUAGCAAUAUAAAAAACAAAAAAAAAAAAAACAAA
Ceratosolen solmsi marchali is the source of this 3263-nucleotide messenger RNA. RefSeq names its product Swt1 RNA endoribonuclease (gene Swt1). The record is from RefSeq and is a predicted model, not a curated record. Gene Ontology annotation, cellular component: nucleus. Gene Ontology annotation, molecular function: protein binding. NCBI's taxonomy places the organism in Eukaryota, Metazoa, Arthropoda, Insecta, Hymenoptera, Agaonidae.